ACAUUUUAUUAUUUUUAUUUACUUCAUGUCAGUAUUUGUCAGUAUUCUUAAUGGUAUUAUUGGCAUAGGUUGUGUGGUGUGAAAUAUUGUUAUCAGUAAUAUAAACACGAUCAAACAUAAAGUAUAUCGAGUAUAACGCUAUCUUAUCUUGGGCGUGCACAAUAAAUCGAUGAUGAUUUUAAGUUAAUCCAAAAGAAGAUUUCAGCGUAAUUUACUAAAAAAAAUACAGAAUUACAAGUAGUAAGCCACACUAAAAAUCAGUGUAAAAUGCAGGCCACUCAACGGGAAACAGCAGUUUCUAUACCGCUUACACCGACGAGAUCGGAUUUAUAUUGGAGAAGGAUUUUCAACAAGUACGACAGAGACAACGAUGGUCGAAUAUCAUACGUAGAGCUUAAAAAUAUAAUCGAAUCAAGGGAAUACGAUCAUGACCUACCCGAUAAUGUAGUGGAAAAGAUCAUGGCAUUGGCAGACCGUGACAACUCAGGUUAUCUCGAAUUCGCCGAGUUUGUGGAGAUGAUGCACAAUCCAGCUUUAAAAGCUGUGUUCGGGCACUUUGUUGCGAGAUAUGUGCAUUCAAUUAUACCACAUCGAGGACCAGUGGAUACGACAGGAAGGUGGUCUGGAUUCCAGCCAGUCUCGUCGUCAGAUGGCGUCCGAACUCGUAGCAAGGCAGUAUUCACGUACACAGACGGAACCUACGAGGAGGAGUACAGUUGCUGGCCACCAGCCGUCUCCAUGAUCAUCAUAUCCUUGGUGGAGAUUGUCCUGUUCUGCUACGAUGAAGCCCAGGGGAAAACAGCUGCGACCGGACCGAUAGCGAAACUAUUCCUCUACAAUCCACGCAAAAGGCAUGAAGCAUGGAGAUUCCUGACAUAUAUGCUGGUGCAUGUAAAUGUAGUACACCUACUUGUCAAUCUUCUGGUGCAGCUGUUCCUCGGGGUACCAUUGGAGAUGGUUCACAAGUGGUGGCGAGUGGUUCUCGUCUAUCUGGCCGGAGUAGCUGCCGGGUCACUAGCCACCAGUUUGGCUGACCCCAAGGUCUACCUUGCAGGCGCUUCUGGAGGAGUGUAUGCGUUAAUUACGGCGCAUAUAGCUACUAUUAUUAUGAAUUGGGCAGAAAUGGAGUUUGCAAUAAUCCAGCUGCUGGUAUUUGUUCUUUUGGCGGGGGUGGACGUCGGUACAGCGGUGUACGAUAGAUAUUGGAAACAGACGCAGCAGAAUAUUGGUUACGUUGCACAUCUUGGAGGUGCCGUUGCUGGACUUUUGGUCGGAAUUGGCGUACUCCGAAACCUAGAAAAGCGCAAGUGGGAGAAGAGGUUGUGGUGGGCGGCAGUCAUACUAUACUUCUCUUUGAUGAUCGCCGGAAUUCUUGCCAAUAUCUUCUGGGAGUCACGGUUCCUAUAAAUGAUCUCUACUUAAUUAAUAAGUAUAAAAAUAUAUGAUUAUUACAUAUAUACUGCAUGGAACGUAAAGAAUAUGUUGAUGGGAAUGAAAUGUUGAAAGUAAGUUUUUGAUAAACAUACAUUAUUAAUUAAUUACGAAAUUAUUUUUAGAUUGUAAAUUCUUAACAAAUUUUGAAAAUUACGUUAAAAAGGUUGGGAUGAAAUUGGUAUUCAACUUCUAACCUAAAUGUUGACUGGGUAAUAUUGAUAUUUAUAUGGCAGCUCAAGUGCUAUAUUUACUAAUCUUAAUUGCUGUACUUGUUGUUUCCAUAAAAUUUACGUAUCCUAGUAAUUAUGACAGGUACUUCGAUUAUGAACCCGGUGGUAGUGUGAUAUUAAUAUUACUAAGGCGCAGCUAUUAGAAGAACCGAUUCGGUACGCAUUAAAAAUAAACACUUUACUGGAUUAAAGACGUUUUAAAAUUAAUUAAUUUUAAUAUAAAAUUACACAUGUGACUCCAGUCAAGACGUCAAAAAAUACACUCAACAUAAACAAUUUUAAAAUUGUGAAACAUAUGUUUAAUUUGUAAAGGUUAUAUUUCAGUUACGCAAUUAGUUUAAUGAUUUAUAUUGAUAAUUUAUUACCUUAAUGAUAAGUGCCUGUUUUGUAUUUAUAUGUCUGCAUGAGUGCUCAAAUGUGUAGCUAUGAAACUGCGUUAUGUAAGUCAACCUCCAAAAAGUCUAAAUUAUUCAUUAAAAUGUCAGAGAAUCUAACAGAAAGACAAUAAUAGUUAAAAGAUUGCAUAGAGUGAUUUAGUUCUUGUUAAUAAGGUGGUGAAAAUGCGGCUAGAAAAUAUCAAAAAUCAAAACAAAUCUCUUCAAUACGUAUUGAUGAGAUUUGUCAAGUAUUAUUGCUCCCUGCCGCAACAUAGUGCCAAAUGUUCUUAGAAUCUAAACCUAAACGUUACGUGUCAUAUUUCUCCGUCUUAGUCUAUCUAAAAUAACUACAAUUUUAACUUCAUUGUAAGUGUGAUAGACAAGACAUUUCGCACUAUGUUGCAGCGGGGAGAAAUUACACUUAAGAAAUCUCAUCAAUACAUAUAUAAACUGUAGAAAGAAUGGGUUUCAUUGCUUACUUACAUGAUAGACACAAAAACUCUGAAUCUAAUUUUUAAAUUGUUUUUAUUUUACACUAUCGACAAGUUGGUAUAGUCUGAUCUCUGCCUUAAUUUUCAUGUGAAAUGAGACUUCAGAGGGAGUAACCACGACAGUCACAGUUGGACUGAUAAGAUCACUUUACUUUGUUAUGCAUUAAAAAGUAAAUCUUAGCCCAAAUAAAACAUGCAAAUGACUAGAAUUUGAAGUUAUGUCUCAAGUGGCCAUUGUAGAAUGUAAGUCAGUCUUUACUCGAUCAAGCUUACUGUAUGACUCAAUAUUUAUAACUAAAAAAAGGCUUGAUAAGUUACAUUAUGGUUAAAAAAAAACAGUAUUUUUACACCGUCCCUUGUAAUGGUUGUUCGUAAGUAGUUCGACAAUACAAUUUUGUACGUCCUUUAAGGAUUAAACGCACAAGUUUUCGAGAAUUUAUGAAAUGGUACUAAAACGGCAUAUUGCCUGACCUAAUACGGUACUGACUAGCGUGCCUUAAGUAUUUUUGUAUUUUUUACUAUUUAAUUAGGGUUAGAAAUAAAUUUAGUAACACGUAUUGUGAGUUCCGUUAUUUUAAUUACCAAAUACAAUUGUACCUAAAUAAAAUAGUUAAGAUUUUGAAAUUGUAUGCAGUAAGUAUUUAUACUUUUUGAUCGCAGUAGUACUUUGAAUAUAAGUAUAACCAUGCACAAAAUCAGUAGCUGCUGUAAUCUUAUGUUAUUUUAUUAAGCAAUGUUUGCAAAUAUGUAUAGAUAACUUGUGCAUUGACAUUUUAUGUACACUUAAAUAUACCUGUGGUAUAAAUGAUUUUUAUAAACUGUAACUUAUAAACAAGUGUUUGUUUAGCUGCCAUUAAAAUUUCAUUUUUUAUUUUCUGAGAUGUACAUAUUAUUGUGUUCAUAUUGUAUAGUUUUCACUAAUUUCUCAAAUGUAUAUUCAACAAAUACGGUUUUGUUACGCAUAUUAUAGCUUUAAUCCCUGCUAAUUAAAACCCCACAGGAUAUUAUAAUAAUUUAUUAUUAAGUAGCUCCUUUGUGUUACAAUUUGUUAACAUAUUUUCUGCAUAGAGGAGUAUCUGAAAUUCACCCAGUUUAACUUCUCCUAUUUAUAGGAGGUACUUGCAACCACAUCUCAAUAGUCCAUAAUAUUCAACAAAUACAAUGUACCUAAAUCUAAUGCUGCCCAUAUUUUCCUCAAUUUCAUGUAUUUACCAAACAUUCUAUAUUAUUUUUUACGGUAUAUUUUCAUGUAUUGAAAACUAGUUUGAAUUUAAAUAUAUGUCUAUUGAAUGA
Pieris brassicae (large cabbage white) is the source of this 3825-nucleotide messenger RNA. It is a transcript of the gene rho-4, whose product is annotated as rhomboid-related protein 2. Bases 268 to 1407 code for a protein of 379 amino acids. Gene Ontology annotation, cellular component: membrane. Lineage: Eukaryota; Metazoa; Arthropoda; Insecta; Lepidoptera; Pieridae. Gene Ontology annotation, molecular function: calcium ion binding; serine-type endopeptidase activity. The record is from RefSeq and is a predicted model, not a curated record. The transcript is spliced from 7 exons.